Hypomesus transpacificus is the source of this 2388-nucleotide messenger RNA. RefSeq lists its product as uncharacterized. The transcript has 4 exons. NCBI's taxonomy places the organism in Eukaryota, Metazoa, Chordata, Actinopteri, Osmeriformes, Osmeridae. The record is from RefSeq and is a predicted model, not a curated record. The coding region runs from base 1236 to 1994 and encodes 252 amino acids.
AUCCUUUUACUGUAGUUGUACCCUCCAUUAUCAUUCUCCAUGUGUGGUAACUAUCAAACCAUUGUAAUUGUCACUAUAAAACAACUGCAUUUGCUGCCAGGACAAUAGCAAUUCCUAUAGUGCAUUUUAAGAUUGGGCUCCACAAGUAAUGCUGGUUCUUCUAAAGAUCCUGUAAAGCAAAUUCCAUGAUUUGCUUCUCAGUACAUAAUUUACGUGUGAAAUGAGUUCCUGGAAGCAUGUGCAAAGCUUUGAAACUGUCGCACUGAAAUGUGGAGUUAGACCGCUGAACAGUUUCAGUUCCGUUUUCAUCUUAGGUUUUGUAUAGGCGGAGCCAAAACCCGACCGAUCUACGUCACAGCGACCUAUCUACGUCAGAUCACAGACGGUUGCAUUCUGUUACUCAACUGGUAUGAUGCAAAGACAAAGUAAUUAAUACAUAAAAAACUCAGAGACUGCACGUCGGUCUGUUCUGAUAUCUGCAAUUGAUUCAGCUAGUGUUGCUGUUGUUGCUAAAUUCAAUAAAUUCAAGGGGGCGGAGAUUCAGCUCCUUCAGGCGACACACCCUCCCCAGCCUCAAGCAGAGAAUACUGAUGAUUUUUUCAAGAUUUUAAAGCCUAAUUUAACAUACUUGUCUAUGUUUUUUUUAUUCAGAUUUGGAUGGGUAGUUAAAAACACAUUCUUCUGUGGUGUGAUUAACUUAAAACUCCUUUUCAAUUCCACUUUACAGGAUAUUUAAUCCCAACAAUGUCACUGCUUUGUAUACUACCUGAAUGUGCAUUUAUAAGAAGGUUGACUCUUAUAUGAUAAUAAACAAUACUUUGUAAGCCUUCAAGGUUUGUACUUUCUGCUGUAGAAACACUGUCCUUUCAUAUAAAACCUAUUUUUACAUGCUGGGCAUUCACUGUAUUAUGUAAUCCAAAGAGAAAGAUUAUGCUCAAGUUUAAUAAAAAGACAAGCCUCGAAGCAAAGAUGAGAUCAGCUGUGAAUGUGUUUCUAAACACGUGUCAUAAAAUGUAGGUAUUUUUCAUGUCUUUAAAUAUCUUGAAGUAACAGUACAGCUUAAUGCUGCAACCAACUUCUCACCGAUCAGUACUCUACUGUAGUGCCAGGAGGAGGCAAUCUAACAUCAGAAACAGCUUCCUCCUGUACGUACACAGUAGUGUAGAUCUUUUUGGAAGUUAAAUUCUCAUACUCGGGGUUGAAUUGUUUCAUUGUUGUUAGUCCCUCUAAAGAUUAUGAUGUUUUUUUGUGCUCUUUUAAUUUUUUCUUUCACUGGACACAGUUUACAGCAAGGGAUAACAUCCACUACUUCUCAACAACAUGUUUUUGAGGGAGAAACUGCGACUCUUUCUUGCAAUUACAGUGGCUCUGUGGGUUCUGAUACUUUACUGUGGUAUCAACAACGUCCCAGAUCAAUACCACAAUACCUGCUUCUGGUCAAUGAAGGAGGGUUCAAAACAUCAUCUGAAUUGACCAGCCCUCGACUGUUUGUUGAACUGAAUGACCAGAAGAACAGUUUGGAUUUGAAAAUCUCCUCCGUUAAAGUGACAGACUCUGCUCUGUACUACUGUGCCCUGCAGCCCACAGUGACAGGAAACCCAAACACACUGUACAAAAACGUGUAUUGUCAAGACCUCACUCCAGUGAAGAAGGAGGUGAACAGUGUAGAGGGUGACACUGUUAGUUUGACCUGCAACUACUCCAAAACUGCAGUAGCUGGAGAUUAUUUCUAUUGGUAUCGCCAAGACAUUGGAAAACCACCACAAUUUCUCCUAUAUGUACCAGUGAUUGGUGAUGUAUUUAAAGCUGAUCCUCUCAACAAUCGAUUAUCUGCUAACCUGAAUGAGGGGAAGAAUCAUUUGAAUCUGAGCAUCUCUUCUGCUGAAGUGACAGACUCUGCUCUGUACUACUGUGCUGUGAAGCCCACAGUGACAGAAACACCAGGCACACUGCACAAAAACCUGCCUAGAUCUAUCACAGGAACUGAAGCCUGAAACAAUCCUUCUACUGUAGUUGUACCACCCACCGCCAUAAUUUACAACAAACUAAGAGGAGGGGGGGGGGGAUUCUGUUCAGGGGAGGUACUAUAGAGGCUGUAGAAAAUAGGCAUAUGUGCAUAUAUGUGGGUAUUCAGUAUAUAUAUGAGUAAAAUAAGAGCAUCAUUUAUCAGUGUGCAUUAAAUACUGUGCUAGCACAUUCUUCUAUUUUUUCUGAGUGUACUUUACUGUGUUCUACAGUGUCAAUUUAUACUGACAUGAUAUUACUGUACUUUGCAAUGUUAGUCAAUAUACAUGUAGGUAUCAUUUGUCAAGACCUCACUCCAGUCGAGAUUGAAGUGAACAGUGUAGAGGGUGACACUGUUACAUUGUCCUACAACUUCUCCAAAAC